Paraphaeosphaeria sporulosa is the source of this 1714-nucleotide messenger RNA. Its product is annotated as HET-domain-containing protein. The record is from RefSeq and is a predicted model, not a curated record. The transcript has a single exon. Bases 390 to 1574 code for a protein of 394 amino acids. Lineage: Eukaryota; Fungi; Ascomycota; Dothideomycetes; Pleosporales; Didymosphaeriaceae.
GAAGCUCAGGCACUUGCAGCACCAGCCGCAACGUCAUGUGCACGGGCCACCCGGUCAACCCACAUGCACUUCCAUGGAUACCGAUACCACAAGUAAAUAUCCUUCCGAGCCUUCGACCUGGCCAAUCUCUACGGAUGCGAGAAUACAAACACGCACACGAUAUAUUUGAGGCUUGCCAGGCUAGGCGUACGUGUCGCUCACGAUCCUGUACUGUUCUUCUGCCUCGUUUUGCGCGCGACCUAGGCAGCAGCUUGAGCCACACCGUCCUAGAGUUAUGAAGUAUAGUAGCGAACAUCAUCAUCAUCAUCAUCAUCAUCAUCGGCAAGCUUGACAGUACGGUGUUCAAGACAUAACGAUCCGCUAAUUUGAUACAUCUAUACACUUAUACCAUGGCCGGCAACAUCUCGGCACUCCAAGCGCUCCCCAUUGACGCGUCUGGAACAAGUAUCCGGUUGCUCAAAGUGGAACCCAAGUCACGGGACAGAUUUCAAAGCCAAAGCAAGGAACUGCUGUCGUUAUCCACCGAAGUCUUUGGUCUUGAUGAUCGCGCACGAUACCAUGCCUAUCGCGCCUUAUCAUAUACAUGGGGCCCCCCGGAGCCUACAAAGGCCAUCGCGCUCAACGGAAUAGUGAUUCGGAUUCGCAAAAACUUGUUCGACUUCUUGGACAUGUAUGCCCACGAGCAGCCAGACGAAUGCAAGUAUCUUUGGAUCGACCAGCUGUGUAUCGACCAAAAUAAUACACAGGAACGAAACCAUCAGGUCGGAAUCAUGCAUCGAAUCUAUGCGGAGGCAUAUGAGGUCGUGGCCUGGCUUGGCCUGGACGAAGAUGGCAGCGAGCGCGUUAUGAAAUGCCUUUCUGGCUUUUCGGACGUUGCGUUCUUGGGAGACAGCAGACUGCGGGGUGUUAUGAAGGAUGAUAAGAGAAAGAUGCUUCUGGAAAACUUCGAAGCUGUGAAAGCCUUGCUUGGAAGGGACUACUGGGGUCGACUUUGGAUCAUCCAAGAGGUGUUACUUGCUGUGCGCCUGAAGGUCUAUUGCGGCCGACUGCAUUGCGAUGGGGCCGAUUUUGAGAGUCUUCUCGGACUUAUGAUGAUCGCAAAUGACAGAAUUCCUCGAGGAACACAAACCAACAUAUUCGGCGAGGAAAUGUGGCAAUCGAAUCCUAUCACUUAUCGCAACUCCUUGCUCGCAAACAUGGAUAUUUCAGAGGCACUUUUGCGGUUCAGCGAAGCGUCUUGUGUAGAUCCGAGGGACAAGAUCUUCGGACUGGGCGCAAUAAUUAGUUCAUCUCAUGAUCUAACCAUCGACUAUGGCAUGAGUUGUGAAGAAGUCUACAUGGAUACUUGUUGCAAACUGUACGAGACCGAUCGUCGUGAAGUAGCGUAUGAGGCUCUCCGAUGCUUGAGCGUUCAGGCGAAGCUGCACGUUAGCCUUGAGCUGGCGUCGGACAUUGAGCAAUUGGUGCGCUUGAAGAAAUGGCCGGAGAAUUCGUCAAGGCAUCUUGAGAUAUUCAGAAAGUACCUGCAGAGGUAUUCGGCGGUAGAUGCAGCACCGAGCGUUAGUGCAUCAUGACAACGGAAUCCUUAGGAAAAGUAGACUGGCUUUACAAACUAGAUUGCUUCAGGUACGCCCUGCGGGUAAAUCUAUCUCUCUUUGAGGCAAUUUUCCGGCUCAGAAAAGGCAUAAAUCAUAUAUUUCAUGCAGAUAUUGUG